AUGAUUCCAAAUAUCGAUUUUGAUCAGAACAAAAGUGUAAUAUGCUAGGUUGAAAUAUGGACUCCAAAAAAUUGUGUUAAGGCAUCUGAAAAAUUAAUGCAUGGGGUCAUUUCUACACUUUAAAAUUAAUAAAAAGUUUUGUACAUUAUUUCAAUUAAUAAUAGAUUGGAACAUGCUAAUCAGAAAGAAAGGGUUCUUUCAUUGCUCUGCUCAUCUCUGGCAUGGCUUGGGAGUCUUAAACAAAAUUCAUCGAACUCAGAACAAUUUAAAACCUUGAAAAUUGUUUAUGCUUCCCCAGAAGAGAAUUAAUUGAAGUAGGCAGAAGGAUAUCUCCAAAAAACUAUAUAUCGACCAAAAUUUAACUACUUUAAGAAUGAAUCUGGCAUAGCAGAAAUAUAAGACUGUAACCUAAUUUUUGUAACCUAUGAGAACUUGCUUUCCUGUCGAUAGGGAGGUUUCAAUAAUUCAAUCUUGAUUUUUGAUAAUUACCCUUGUUUUUAAAUCCAAAAAAGACUUACUAAAAUUUCAACAAAAACAAUCUAAAAUAGCUUAGUUGAAUUAAACUAGUUUAAUAAUUUUAAAUCUAAAGAUACUUCCAUUUUGGAUACAUAAUGGGUCGAACUAUCAAGAAAUGUUAUGGAAAGUUUCUCUGACUAUUUAAAAGAAAAAACAUCAUAAGAAAUACUUUAGAGAUUGGUGGAAUGUUAUAAAUUUAAACAAUAUAAAAAAUCUUUUAACGAAUAUGCGAAUAGUUGUUAAGAAUAGUUGUUAAGAAUCUCAAGUUAUUUGAAAGAGUCAAAUACUUUGAAGUUGACUUCAUUAAUUGAUUGGCUCAAAUUUAUCCAGAUAGUAUAAGAAUGGGAUAAAAACAAAUAAGGUUAUGAUGGUAAUUAUUAAUUAUAAAUGAAUACAAGUAAAAAACAAACUACACUUUAUUUAUACCUUAAUUAUUACUCACAAUAUGUUUUAGAUCAUCUAGAAAAACUAAAAUUUUAAUCUAUUAUAAUAUCGUCUCAAUCUUAAUUUUCCCCUUAGGAUAAUUUUCUAAAUAACAUUUAAAUUAAACAUAAAAUUGAUUAGAGCGAGUAUUUUUAAACCUUUUAUAUAUAAUCAAAUGAUAAAUGGGUAAGUUUGUAUAACACUUUGAUCAAAGUAUACAAAGUUAUACCAAAUAGUAUUGUAGUGAUUUUUAAAAAGUUAAGUGAUGUAAAAAUAUUUCAUGAAUAUUGUGAGACUUAAAAGCCAAAUAUUUUGAAAGAAAUUGAUAAACAUAAAAUACUAUUUUGGGGAAAUUCAAAAUAUGAUUAAAAGAUUUUUAUUUCCUUAUAGAGAGAAGGAGCCAUUUGGUUUGAUACUUAUUAAGGAAUUUCAAAAAAAAAAUUAUUCAAAUCUACAAAUUCUUUUUAAUUUUGUAAUGGAUUAAUUUUGGUUGAUAUGAAUUAACCAACUAGUAAUAUUACAUCAACAAUGAAUCUGCAAUAUUUUAAAAAUAGAUUUUUUAAUAAUUUAAUUGAAAAAGUUUUGCUCCAUGAUAAUAAAAAUCGGGUCUUAAUUAUUUUAGAUAUGAAAGAAGAGUUACAAAAAUGGAUGAAAACUUGCAAUUUAUAUUAAGUAAAUUUCUUUGAAGCCAGUAGCCCAUUUUUGUUUGAAAUGAUUGAAAAAAACUUUAAAGAUCCAAGAUUUAAUUAAAUUUAAAUAGAAAACGAUGUUAAUUUUAAUAAUGUAUAAUAAACUCUAAAUUAAUUAGAAAAUCUAUAGGAAUUAAAAAUGGAAGAGGAAAGUGAGGAUUCCUCUUUCUCUUAAUCUAGUCAUAAUUCCAUUGAUAAAUCGGAUUGGUGA
Messenger RNA from Paramecium tetraurelia, 1839 nucleotides. RefSeq lists its product as uncharacterized. Lineage: Eukaryota; Ciliophora; Oligohymenophorea; Peniculida; Parameciidae. The record is from RefSeq and is a predicted model, not a curated record. The transcript is spliced from 3 exons.